Messenger RNA from Manduca sexta (tobacco hornworm), 3265 nucleotides. RefSeq names its product kelch domain-containing protein 3. Gene Ontology annotation, molecular function: chromatin binding; protein binding. The record is from RefSeq and is a predicted model, not a curated record. The transcript has 5 exons. NCBI's taxonomy places the organism in Eukaryota, Metazoa, Arthropoda, Insecta, Lepidoptera, Sphingidae. Gene Ontology annotation, cellular component: cytoplasm. The coding region runs from base 156 to 1298 and encodes 380 amino acids.
CAGGCGACAGUCGAGAACUAAUGUCAGUCAUCAGUGUAGGUCGAGUCAAUCCGUAAAAUCAAUCAGAUUUAUUUUUAGUUAAAAGUUAUCAAUUAUUAUUUGUUUCCUCAGUAUCUAUUCAGUGUGCAGAGUAAUUGUUAUUAAACAUUUAAACCAUGAAAUGGAUAGUGCAUAUUGAGGGUGGGCCUAUGAGAGUAAAUCAUGCAGCGGUAUGCAUUGGCAACAAGAUUUAUUCUUUCGGUGGAUACUGUUCUACGGAAGAGUAUAAAGAUUGGGAACCGAUACCAGUCCACGUACUUAAUACUGCUACUCUCAGAUGGGCCCCAGUGAAUUACAAAAAAACCGAUGUUGUUCCAUUUCAGAGAUACGGACACACAACGAUUGCUUAUGGCGAAAAGGUCUACAUGUGGGGUGGCAGAAAUAAUGCAGUAGCAUGUGACACAUUAUCUUGUUUCGACACAAAAAAAUUAGAAUGGAGCUCUCCGACCGUAUCAGGGAUGGUACCAUUCGCAAAAGAUGGUCAUUCUGCUUGUGUAAUAAAUAACAAGAUGUACAUUUUUGGAGGGUUCGAAUAUCUUACUGAUCAGUAUUCGCAAGAAGUUCAUUGUUUAGACUUAGACACUCUACAGUGGACAUUUAUUGAUGCACAAGGACCCCCACCGUCUCAUAGAGAUUUUCACACUGCAGUAGCAGUCGGUCAUAGAAUGUAUAUAUACGGUGGACGCGGUGACUUAAAUAGCCCUUACAAUUCGCAAGAAGAGAUUUACUGUCCCCUAGUGUAUUAUUUGGAUACUAUUGAAGAAAAAUGGGUAGCAGUCAAUCCAAGUGGAGCAUGGCCUGAGGGAAGACGCAGUCAUUCUGCAUGGCUUUACAAUGACCAUAUGUACAUCUUUGGUGGAUUUAAUGGAACAACAAAAACACACUUCAAUGAUCUUUACAGUUAUUCUAUAAAAAACAAUGAAUGGCAAUACAUCAAUGUAGAUGGCUUUGUUCCUUGUAAGAGAAGACGGCAGGCCUGUUUGAUUCACAAGGACAAAGUGUACUUAUUUGGUGGCACAAGCCCCUGUCCACACAUAAGUAACCGACCAGUGGACAACACCGACAGUAAUCCAGAAAGAUUAAUUGACAACAGUGAUUUGCAUAUACUGGAUUAUGAACCAACACUGAAAACAUUAUGUAUUCUCGUCGUAGUGGAGCACAACCUUGACCAGAGCUCGCUUCCGCGUGACGUCAUAUUAGACAUCCGGACCAUGACAGUUCCGAACCGCAUCAGCAGGCCAAUUAAUCAAGCAGGCUGAACUUAUGGUAAUCCCUCAUGCACGAGAAUGCAUUACUAAGUUACGAAACUGCAAUUAACCAGAUGUGCUUUGGAGAUUAAGUUGGUGGACCCCACAAACAUUACAAAUGUUGAAACUGAUAUUGGCAACAAACAUUCAAAACAGCUUAGAGUUAACAUAAUAUCUUUUUUUCAAUUUGUGCAUGUAACAAAUUAUUAGAUUAUCAGAUAUAAAAAAAUAUAUGCUUGCAUAUACUCACUACUGGUUAUAAUCAAUAAAUGAGAUUAACACAAAGGUUUCAUGGAAAGCUUCUAGUGAUUUCUGGUUCAAAAACGAAUUCAACUUUAGUUGUUUACAUUAAGUGUUAAUGACCCUUUACCUGAAAUAUGUUGAAAAAAUCACCCAGUCAACAUCUCCACAUAGACAACCAUGGCUUUCCUUGAAAACCUUGAAGACCCGAGGGCUGACAAGUGAAGAAGAUCGUGAAAAGUAUUCAGAUUGGAGCAAAACGAUUCGACUACUUUGUCGCCGCGAUAAAAACAACUUCAUUGACCAUAUCUGUCAUGAAAUACAAGACCAUUCCCGCAUAUUACAAAGCUCCGAUUUCUUCAAAAAAGUGAAAUUUCUCGACAAGCAAGUUAAGCCAAGAACGAAUCGAGAAUGGACAUGGCACGCUGCUUCAAGAUCUGGACUCCAUAGCAAAACGAUGGCGAAAAUACUGCGAGAAACUUUAUGACAAUCCGCACGAUCAUAUAUCACCGCUUAAGAUCAUCAAAUGGGACUACAUAAGUCUAGAACCUUCCAUAUUGCUCCAUUCCAUAAAAAAGCUCUCGGCCCGGACCAACUAACAGCCGAGAUCAUAAAAUCAAUGAGAGCAUCCGAAACGGUAGCCUUUCUCAAGAUAUACAACAAUAUCUGGCGCACUGGUCAAUGGCCUGAGGAGUGGGUUAAAUCUGUUAUUCAACCACUACACAAAAUAGGCACAACCUCUAAAUAGGAUUAUUACAGAACCUUAAUGCUCAUAUCUUACGCAAGCAAAGUUAUGCUCCAUAUUAAAAAUAACCGUUACUGACACUACCUACCUGCAAAUCCCACAAGAACAGGCGGUUUUGUAAAAGGCAAAGGGACUUAUGAACAAAUCUUAAUUAUAAUUGUUUAUGCAGACAACCACACUGCUGGCUGCCAAUAAAAAUGAAAUUGCACAACUCUUGGAUUGUAUUGGAGUUUUUUGGCUAUAUAGUCAGAAAAUAAGGGCAUGACCUCAAACAACUGAUGGUUACUGACAAAGUCGAGGACAAACGUCCGAAAGCUCUUAAUCCCAUUGGAUGGUCAGACCAAAUCUGCUCCAUUCUUAGCCAUCAAACAUGAUACUGCGCUCCACGAUGCCUAAGAUAGGAAUAGGUAACGCAACUUAAUCUAAACAAAGAUUACUCCAUUUUCAUUGUUCAGGGGAUCACGACCCUCAGCAAUGAAGAAAAAAAGGAUGAGAGGAGACUGUUAACCUGCUUGAACAAAGAACUUUUUUUGUGUACAAACCUGGCUUCGAUAUAUUUUAAUGUUUCUCGCUACCCUAUAUUGUAAAUAAUAUUUUGUUUGUAUUAUAAAGCAAUUAAGAAAUAUCCAAACUAUUACAAUACAAUGUAGAUUAAAAUGUAGAUUUUAUAAUAGCUUACAAAAAUUGUGCUUAAAAUAAGCCUGAAAAUAUGUUUUUCAUGAAAGUAACUUGUAAUUUAUAAUAUAAGUUAAUUGGAUGUACUAUAUAUAUAUUAUAUAACUAGAUAAAUUCAUGUGUGAAACCAAUGUUUCAAACAUAAAUAUACUAUAGGUAAUUAAGAGUAAAGGCUGCAUGAGAUACCUGUAAUGUAAUUAUUUUCGUUAGUUGUAUCAUAAUUAUAAAUUAUUUAUUUACCUGGUCUAUAUGGUCUGGUUGCUAUAUGUCUGAGUGUAUGGUACUAACAAAAAUAAACUAAAUUUAACUGCCAGCUUGA